CAGCUUUCCCCUAAUUUUUCCGAGGUUCGACUAAAAAUUUUGCUAAAAUGACUGUAGUACUAUAUAAAAUAAAAUUGAACAGAAAAAAAAACAAAAAAAUAAAAAUAUGAAAAAUAAAAAUAAUGCAAAAAAACAUGUGAUGACGUCAUAAUUGAGCUCCGGAGUGCUCCCGAUCCGCUCGUCAUAUGUAAACCCGCGUAUUUUAUGAUAAUAAGUUUACCGAAUUCAGAUAGUUUCACUUUUCUGAAUUCUGAUCUAUCAAAAAUGUUCUAUAAUUUUUAUAAAUGGCAUAAUUAUUAUUAUUGAAAUCUCCUAAUCAGAAUGGAUUUCAAACAAUCAAUAACCGAUGAAAAUUUACCUCGUGAAUGGAACAGUGUGAUCGUUCCAGAAAAACGUACAGAAGAUCGAAUCUACAUCCGUUGUAAUAUUUCCAACUUGGAUGAUAUCAAAGCCUGGGUAGAUGCAUUUUCCAGGAAUACCUCGACCCAAUGGAAAGCUCGAAGUUCGAAACCAAAUCGUUCCAUUAAGCUCGUUUGUCAGAAAAUCUACGUUUGUCAUCACAGUUCCUACCAAAAAAGACCAACCGAUGAAAGGAAUCAUAAUAAGCGUGGUAUAUCGAAGAAUACCUCCUGUUUAGCCAGUAUGACUCUUUCCGUCAAAAUAACAUCUCGUUAUACCAAACGAAGAGAUCCUUACAUAAAAGACGGCCUACCAGGCGUGAUAAUUAUACGCAGAUGUCAUAAUCAUCCGUUGGAUUCUGCUUAUGCGUUGAAAUGUUUAACACCGAUGGAGCCCGUGAAAGAAAAAUUCCUCGAGUAUUUCAAAUUGGGCAUGAGUAUCUCCGCUGCUUGUCGAUAUCACGAGAAUACUCUGGUUUUUGACAAUUUCAACGAAGAUUUUUCCAAAGAUGGUAAACGUAGUAAAGAUAUCGAAAGCGUGUUGAAUAAUUCUCGUUUGAAUCCCGCCCAUCGAAUGGUACAACAUUGGUUUAGUAAAUGGAAGAAGGUAGAUAAUGAUCCGAGAGAUGGCUCGUUUAUAAAAGAGAAACUGAAUGCUAAAAUUUCAACGUACGAGUCCGAAGGUACAAUCAUCAAGUACAUAGAUACCGAAAACGAUCCUUUUACGAUGGUCGUCUUUACACCAAUUAUGCAACGAAUGCAUCGCAGUGUGUUUUCCAAAGAUAUACUGUUUAUCGAUUCGGCAUCUUGUUGUUAUGCGGAAAAAUACUCGAUUACGUUCCUGUUGAGUCCAACUCCCUGCGGUGUUGUACCUUGCGGUGUUCUAGUUACGAAAGACCAAACCGAAGAAUCGUUCGAAAAUGGUUUCAGACUGUUUCAAGAUAUAACUAAAGAGAAAUUAGGAUCAAGUUUUUACCAACAGAAUUACCCAUCGGUGAUAAUUAGCGACGAUUUUGUCGUAGGAACAGUAGCGGAGAACGUUUGGCCUGGCAGUACUUCGUUUUUAUGUACGUUUCGUGUAUUACAGUGUGUUUCACUUUGGUUAGAAGAUGAAAAAAAUGGUAUUCCGGAAGAACGUAGACGCGAUUUAUUGUCUACUUUCCAAACCACGUUAUACUGCGCUGAUAGAUCCGAAGCUGAAAACGCAUUCGAGAGUGCGAUGGCGAUAGGCGCCGAUUAUCCGGAAUGGCAAGAUUAUCUAAGAGAUUUGUACACAUUGAAAGAGAAAUGGUGUCUAGCGUAUCGCGUCGGAAUCACUACUCAUUUCAUGAGUAAAUACGUGGAUAUUUCGAUUCGGCUGUACAAAGAGACCAUUUUGAAUCGAGUCAAGAAAUACAAUAUUAUCAUAUUAACCGAGUUCGUCGCGUCAACGAUGGAGUCAUUUUAUAGGAAAAAACUGCUCAACUUUUACGACGAUUCUAAAGACUGCGAGAGCCAUUCGUAUCUACGGUAUGUUUUUCAAGAAGCUGAUAGAAUCCAAAAAGAGAACAUCGUGUUGAUCGACGAACACACUUACGGAGUACCCUGUGAUGAAAACACGUCCGGUGCGAUGUACUCAGUUGAUAUUAGAAGAAACACGUGUAAUUGUAAGAUUGGUCUGGCGAAUCAGCUGUGUGAGCAUGUUGCCGCAGUUUACCGAGCGUUUUAUUCGAAAAGUGAUACGAGUCCUGCGGUUAUUGUUGAAGAUCGACAUGCGAUGGCUUCGAUUGCUGUAGAAGAAGAUAACGUGUUUAAUUAUUCGCUUCCUCCUGUUUCUGCUAAAAUGAAAACUGAGAAUCUUGAAAUUUACGAGUACGAUAUCGAUAAUAUUUGUAUGUCUCCAUGUGCCAGUCCUGAAAGUCCUGAAAACUCCGCUACAGUUGUUAAGCCGAAUAAAUCAACUUUCGAUGAAAUACUCACAACGAUGAGGGAUUUGCACGAAAAAUUUGGUUCGUCGGCUUCGGCAAAAAAGGCCUUAAGUAAACUUUUGGUGAGAUUAAAAGAAAUCAAGACUGGUGAAGAUUGGGUGAAUUUCUUACAUUGCGCUGCGGGAAGUCCUCUUCGUCAACGUUCGAUAAUCAAAGUUCAACCGAGUGUGAUUCAGCGAAGGAAACUUCAAAUGGCUCGUCGACAUAUUCUAAUAAGAAACAGUGGCAAUAUAAUCAAAAAGAAAUGAAAAACAGGUGUAAAUAUUGCCAAGAUGGCGAAUAUGUUUGAUUAAUGAGUUAUGGGUGUCCACUGUCCAGUGGUUUAUUUUUGUGCGUAUUUUUCAGUGCUCGUACUCGGUUCUAUUGCCCCAGAACUUGCCAAAAAAUGUUGCUUUUUCACCAAACAAUUGAAACAAGUUUUGCAUUUGAUUAUUUUAGCCAAAAAUAGAUAAUAAUCGUCGCUUUUUAGCAAAAUUGCUAGAAAAAAACUAGCCUGUUUUUGAAAAUGUGCUCAAAUGGUGUCGGUUUUUUGAAAAACAGUCAUCAAUUAAUUGCUAAUAAGUAAAGGUUUGUUUUUUUUACCAGAAAGUUUUAAAAAUAACCUUUUUACUGAGAAGUCUUACUUUUUGCUGGAAUUUGUCGGUCUUGGUUUUUUCUAAAAAUUACUUUUAAAAAAUCUCGUUUUUUCAACAAAAAAUAAUUGCAAGUAAAGUUUAGCUAGAAAAUGCCAAAAAGUACCACUUUUUUUCCAAAUUUCAAAGUUUUGUUUUCUAAAAAAAAAAAAUGAUAAAAAAUCUUCACUUUUGUAAAAAUUGUCAAAAAGUUUCAAUUCUUGCUAAAAAUUAUCGUUCUUUUGCAAAAUUUCGCCAAGUUCAACUUUUUUUAAACCAUAAUUUUACCCGAAAGUCUGUUUUUAUUGUUGCUGCCACCGAAAAGUUGAAAAAAAUUUGAUUUUUCGACAAUAAUUGCGAAAAAGUAGGAAUCAUUUUUUUGUAAUGAUUAUCAAAGUCUUGCUUUUUGAUAAAAGUUGAAGUUUAAAUUUUUGCCAAAAAUUGACCAAAAAAAUCUUACUUUUUUCCAAAAAUCCCCCGAAAUCGUUCUUUGCCAGAAAUUGCCAAAAAAGUAUGACUUUUUUGUUUAAAUAGCAAACAAAAUUCAUAUUUUGCAAAAAAAAUGUUGAAAUCUGUCACUUUUUUUUAAGAAAAAAAAUCCAGAAGUUUCAAUUUUUUUUACACGUUAAAGAGUGUUGUGGUUUUACAAAAAUUUGACAAAAAAAUCUCAAUUUUUGGCUAAGUGGCACUUUCCACAAAAAUUACUAAAAAGAUCCGUUUUCUUCAAAAAAAUCAAAAUUUUCACUUUUUUGAUGAAAAUUGAAAAAAAUAUAUAAUAUUUUCACCCCCAGAAUAAGUUUUAAUUUUUUUUACACGUUAAAAAGUGUUGUGUUUUUACAAAAAUUUGACAAAAAAUCUCAAUUUUUGGCUAAAUGGCACUUUCUACAAAAAUUACUAAAAAGAGUCGUUUUCUUAAAAAAAAUCAGAAUUUUUACUUUUUUGAUGAAAAUUAAAAAAAAGCUUAUAAUUUUUUCACCCCCAGAAUAGGUUUUAAUUUUUUUUACACGUUAAAAAGUGUUGUGUUUUUACACAAAUUUGACAAAAAAUCUCAAUUUUUGGCUAAAUGGCACUUUUUCCAAAAAAAAAGAUUCGUUUUUUUUUCAAAAAAAAUCAAAAUUUUCACUUUUUUAAUGAAAAUUUCAAAAAAAAAUUAUAAUUUUUUCACCACAAAAAGCAUUUGUUUUCAGUACGAAAAAGUUUUGUUAUUUUUGCCAAAUAUUCGGAAAAGGUCUCACUUUUUUUCCAAAUGUUGUCCGAUUAGAAUUGUUUUUUUUUCCUAUAAAAGUUUCUAAAGCUCUCCCUUUUUCUAUGAUUGCCAAAGUCUCACUUUUUCUCCAAAAUUGAUUUAUUUGCUGAAAAUUGCAAAACUGCUUACGUACUUUGUUGCCAAAAAUUGCCAAUUAAAGCGACUUUUUGGGGAGGGGGGGGGAAUUGAGUACGAGCGCUGAUUUUCCUAUUUUGAGUUUGAGUCGAGUGUUUUAUAUGUAUUUGGUUUCAUUGUGAUUCAUUGUUGAUAUACUUAAUAAAUUUUUCUUAUCAA
Planococcus citri (citrus mealybug) is the source of this 4516-nucleotide messenger RNA. RefSeq lists its product as uncharacterized. The record is from RefSeq and is a predicted model, not a curated record. Gene Ontology annotation, molecular function: zinc ion binding. The transcript has 4 exons. Lineage: Eukaryota; Metazoa; Arthropoda; Insecta; Hemiptera; Pseudococcidae. The coding region runs from base 322 to 2613 and encodes 763 amino acids.